Mirounga angustirostris (Northern elephant seal) is the source of this 4373-nucleotide messenger RNA. RefSeq names its product chloride voltage-gated channel 3 (gene CLCN3). NCBI's taxonomy places the organism in Eukaryota, Metazoa, Chordata, Mammalia, Carnivora, Phocidae. Gene Ontology annotation, molecular function: voltage-gated chloride channel activity. Gene Ontology annotation, biological process: transmembrane transport; chloride transport. Gene Ontology annotation, cellular component: early endosome; plasma membrane; Golgi apparatus. The coding region runs from base 549 to 3200 and encodes 883 amino acids. The record is from RefSeq and is a predicted model, not a curated record. The transcript is spliced from 15 exons.
ACGCACCUGUCGGGCUCCCUUCUCCUGCUGUUUCUCUUCCCCUUCCGUGGCUCGGGGCCGGUCUGGUCCGGAACCCACAGCCCCUUUUUCACAGUGCCUGUUCGCCCGCGGCCAGGAAUUGGGCUGCGUAAUGAGGGAGGAGGGUGUGGUGGGUUGAAAGGCAUUCUACUUCAUUUCCGAGUUGGAGCGUGGAUUCAGUGUUAGUCUUUAAGAGGGAAGUGAGGUUGGAGAUUUUUAUUUUUUAAUUUUGGGUGGAAGCAGUUGACUUUAGGGCCCUCCAAAGGAAGCGGAUUUAACUUAAUGCUGCUCCCGUGUUUGAAGGAGGACAAAAAAGGUCCCACCUGGCAAAAUUUCCCUAACCUCUUUAGUAGAAAACCCAAGGUAUCUUUUAAAUUGCAGUAGUUUUUGUUGUGUCAAGCUUUCUUCAGGUGGAGCUCCCACGGUAGCUAGGUUUUUAGGUUUGAAACAGAUGCAGAAUCCAAAGGCAGCGCAAAAAACAGCCACCGAUUUUGCUAUGCCUCUGAGCUGCAAGAUAGUCAGACAGCUAAAUGGAGUCUGAGCAGCUGUUCCAUAGAGGAUACUAUAGAAACAGCUACAACAGUAUAACAAGUGCAAGUAGUGAUGAGGAGCUUUUAGAUGGAGCAGGUGUUAUUAUGGACUUUCAGACUUCUGAAGAUGACAAUUUGUUAGAUGGUGACACAGCAGUUGUUUUGGAGGCUGGGAAGUCCAAGAGCAAGACACUGGCCGACUCAGGGUCUGGAACUCAUUAUACAAUGACUAAUGGAGGCAGCAUUAACAGUUCUACACACUUACUGGAUCUUUUGGAUGAACCAAUUCCAGGUGUUGGUACAUACGAUGAUUUCCAUACUAUUGAUUGGGUGCGAGAGAAAUGUAAAGACAGAGAAAGGCAUAGACGGAUCAACAGCAAAAAGAAAGAAUCAGCAUGGGAAAUGACAAAAAGCUUAUAUGAUGCAUGGUCAGGAUGGCUAGUAGUAACACUAACAGGAUUGGCAUCAGGGGCAUUGGCUGGAUUAAUAGACAUUGCUGCUGACUGGAUGACUGAUCUAAAGGAGGGCAUUUGCCUUAGUGCAUUGUGGUACAACCAUGAACAGUGUUGUUGGGGAUCUAAUGAAACAACAUUUGAAGAGAGGGAUAAAUGUCCACAGUGGAAAACAUGGGCAGAACUAAUCAUAGGUCAAGCGGAAGGUCCUGGUUCUUACAUCAUGAAUUACAUAAUGUACAUCUUCUGGGCCUUGAGUUUUGCCUUUCUUGCCGUUUCCCUGGUAAAAGUAUUUGCUCCAUAUGCCUGUGGCUCUGGAAUUCCAGAGAUUAAAACUAUUUUAAGUGGAUUCAUCAUCAGAGGUUACUUGGGAAAAUGGACUUUAAUGAUUAAAACCAUCACAUUAGUACUGGCUGUGGCAUCCGGUUUGAGUUUAGGAAAAGAAGGUCCUCUAGUACAUGUUGCCUGUUGCUGUGGAAAUAUUUUUUCCUACCUCUUUCCAAAGUAUAGCACAAAUGAAGCUAAAAAAAGGGAGGUGCUAUCAGCUGCCUCAGCUGCAGGGGUUUCUGUAGCUUUUGGUGCACCAAUUGGAGGAGUUCUUUUUAGCCUGGAAGAGGUUAGCUAUUACUUUCCUCUUAAAACUUUAUGGAGAUCAUUUUUUGCUGCUUUAGUGGCUGCAUUUGUUUUGAGAUCCAUCAAUCCAUUUGGUAACAGCCGUCUGGUCCUUUUUUAUGUGGAGUAUCACACACCAUGGUACCUUUUUGAACUGUUCCCUUUUAUUCUCCUCGGGGUAUUUGGAGGGCUUUGGGGAGCCUUUUUCAUUAGGGCAAAUAUUGCCUGGUGUCGUCGCCGCAAAUCCACCAGAUUCGGAAAGUAUCCUGUUCUUGAAGUCAUUGUUGUUGCUGCCAUUACUGCGGUGAUAGCCUUCCCUAAUCCGUAUACCAGGCUCAACACCAGUGAGCUGAUCAAAGAGCUUUUUACAGACUGUGGUCCUCUGGAAUCCUCUUCUCUUUGUGACUACAGAAAUGACAUGAAUGCCAGUAAGAUUGUUGAUGAUAUUCCUGAUCGUCCAGCAGGCCUUGGAGUAUAUUCAGCUAUAUGGCAGUUAUGCUUAGCACUCAUAUUUAAAAUUAUCAUGACAGUAUUCACUUUUGGUAUCAAGGUUCCAUCAGGCUUGUUCAUUCCCAGCAUGGCCAUUGGAGCGAUUGCCGGAAGGAUUGUGGGGAUUGCAGUAGAACAGCUCGCGUAUUAUCACCACGACUGGUUUAUCUUUAAGGAGUGGUGUGAGGUUGGAGCUGAUUGCAUUACACCUGGCCUUUAUGCCAUGGUUGGUGCUGCUGCAUGCUUAGGUGGUGUGACAAGGAUGACUGUCUCCCUGGUGGUUAUCGUUUUUGAGCUUACCGGAGGCUUGGAAUACAUUGUUCCCCUUAUGGCUGCAGUUAUGACCAGUAAAUGGGUUGGCGAUGCUUUUGGUAGGGAAGGCAUUUAUGAAGCUCACAUCCGGUUAAAUGGAUACCCUUUCUUGGAUGCAAAAGAAGAAUUCACUCAUACCACCCUGGCUGCUGAUGUCAUGAGACCUCGAAGGAACGAUCCUCCCUUAGCCGUCCUGACACAGGACAAUAUGACAGUGGAUGAUAUAGAAAACAUGAUUAAUGAAACCAGCUACAAUGGCUUUCCUGUCAUAAUGUCAAAAGAAUCUCAAAGAUUGGUGGGAUUUGCCCUCAGAAGAGACCUGACAAUUGCAAUAGAAAGUGCCAGAAAAAAACAAGAAGGUAUUGUGGGCAGUUCUCGUGUGUGUUUUGCACAGCACACCCCAUCUCUUCCCGCGGAAAGCCCUCGGCCACUGAAGCUUCGGAGCAUCCUUGACAUGAGCCCUUUUACCGUGACCGAUCACACCCCGAUGGAAAUUGUGGUGGAUAUUUUCCGAAAGCUGGGUCUGAGGCAGUGCCUUGUAACUCACAAUGGGAUUGUCUUGGGGAUCAUCACAAAGAAGAACAUAUUAGAGCAUCUCGAGCAACUAAAGCAGCACGUCGAACCCUUGGCGCCUCCUUGGCAUUAUAACAAAAAAAGAUAUCCUCCGUCAUAUGGCCCAGACGGCAAACCAAGACCCCGCUUCAAUAAUGUUCAACUGAAUCCUAUAGAUGAGGAGAGAGAGGAAACAGAAGAGGAAGUUCAUUUGUUGAAUAGCACAACUCUUUAACCCGAGGGAGUCGUCUACUUUUAUUUCUCCUUUAAAAAAAGAAAGACAAGAAAUCUAAAAGCCAGGCUUUUGCAACACGGUUUGCAAAUACGGCUGGUGGAAUGGAGGAAUUGUUUGGGGAGGGAAAGGAGCGAGAAGGAAGUGAGUGAGGUAUUUCCCCUUCUAACUGAGAGCAGCAAAUCGUCUCCUGUUGUUCUGCACUGGAUGCAUUCAGCUGAGGAUGUGCGUGGUAGUGCAGGCGGGAGCAUCAGCGGAGAGGGCGCCGCGGCCGUGGAGUCCUCGGACCAGCUGGAGCACCUGGCCUGUUUCUCCAGCAUCGCAGCAAUAGCAGUCCCUGUUUCUGGAGGAAUUACUUUGAAUUGAGCCAUCUAUAAGACAGCAAGGUCUUGCCCUUUUGUAUCAAAACUGUUCUGUUUAAUUCACGAAUGAUAUAGUUAAGCAUUAUCUUUCUACAUUCCAGAAGAGCGUUUCUUUUUCUUUCUCCCUCCCUCUCUCUCUCUCUCUUUCUCUCUUGAGCUGUGGCAAAGCCUCUUUAAACUGGUGUACCCUUUUGAAACAGUCCUUUCUCAUAUUGAGAUGUACUGUGAUUUUACCGAAGUUUCAUCACAAGAAGGGAGUGUUUCUUGUGCCAUUAGCCAUGCAGUUGGUACCAUCACUAAAUGCUUGGAGCGGUCACAUGCACCACAACAAAGGCCAAUCAAAUGGGUAAAAUCUCGAAGGAAGCGUGAAGGAAAUCUCUCAGCUUGUGUGCAUUGUGGUUCAGAAUCAACAACAAUGAACCUUGACUUGUAAGGAUAAACAGUUUUCUUUUUGUUUUUUUCCUCUCAGACUUUAUGGAUAAUGUGACCUGGUCUUAUGCAAAUUUUCUAUUCUAUUCUAAAACUACUAUAAUAGACAAGUACUGUUCAGCAUAAGGAAACAAAAUGCUGCUGCUUUGACAGUAAAGAGAAGGAAGUAUUCUGUUUAGCUGUAUCUGGUAUUAAUUGCAUGUUUAAACACUGGAAUUUUUUUUCUUGAAAUUAGAUCAGUCAUUUUUUUUUCUUUCCUCAAGAUAUUUUAUUGCUGACACUGAAGAAGAAAUGUAAUUCAUAACUUGCACUAAAUGUAUAUUUCUUUUCUUAAAAAUUUACCAUUCUUAUUUAUAUUUUUAUGGAUUAAAAUUUAUAAAAUACA